Messenger RNA from Telopea speciosissima, 2331 nucleotides. RefSeq lists its product as uncharacterized. NCBI's taxonomy places the organism in Eukaryota, Viridiplantae, Streptophyta, Magnoliopsida, Proteales, Proteaceae. The record is from RefSeq and is a predicted model, not a curated record. The transcript has 3 exons. The coding region runs from base 89 to 2089 and encodes 666 amino acids.
AGAAGAGAAGAGAACAGUAAAACAGACCAACCCACUAUAGGAAUAUGGAGAGAGAGGGAGGAGUUUGAAGUUUGAACUUUGGAGUGAGAUGGAAAGGGAAGAAAAAGGUAGAGAUGGGGCAGCUGAAAAGCAGGAAUUUCUGGGGAUAAAGUUAAAACGCGGGAUUUCGGUAGGGAAAAGAGGGGGCACUUGCACUCCAGUGCCCAUCUGGAAACUUGGGUAUGCGCCGGAUAGCACCAUCAAAGACCCUAUCACAGUACCCCCCACCGUCUCUGCUAGAACGCUCGGUGCCAACCUCUGGGAACUCCAGCACCUGCCGCUUUCUAAAAUGAACAAGGCUGGUCUCAGGCUUCGUCACCACAAGGACAAGGGUCUUGAGCUUCCCACCCAUUUGGCCGAUCCUUCUUAUAGUCCUCCCCCUGCACAGCCGGACAGUGCUAGUAGUUUGAGGAGGCAUGUUGCAGCAUCAUUAAUGCAGCACCAUCAAUCAAUUGAAAGGAAUGGUCGCGCUCGACAGCCUAUGUCUCUUGCAAGUUAUAGUAGUUCAUUGGAGGUGGCAGCUUAUAACCCUGCUGUCACUCCUAGUAGUUCUUUGGAACUCAAGGGAAGGCUUGGGGAGACGGGUUAUAGCCUUAAAACAUCUGCAGAAUUACUAAAAGUAUUGAACCGGAUUUGGAGCCUUGAAGAACAGCAUAUGUCCAACAUAGCAUUGGUGAAAGCACUUAAAUUUGAGCUGGGUCAUUCUCGAACUCGGAUCAAAGAGCUGCUGCAAGAACAGCAAGCAGACCGACAAGAAAUAGAUGAUUUGAUGAAGCAAGUUGCCGAGGACAAAGUGGUCAGGAAGAGCAAGGAGCAAAGCCGCAUCAAGGCUGCAGUUCAGUCUGUCAGGGAUGAACUAGAAGAUGAGAGGAAGUUAAGAAAGCGCUCCGAAAGCCUGCAUCGGAAGUUAGCACGAGAGCUGUCGGAGAUGAAGUCUGCCUUCUCAAAGACCCUGAAAGAACUUGAAAGAGAGAGAAAAGCAAGGGCUUUGUUGGAAAACCUAUGUGAUGAGUUUGCUCGGGGAAUAGGAGAUUAUGAUCAGGAGGUGCGGACAAUAAAACACAAAUCUAACAAGGAUCAUGGUGGCGGGGAUGACCAUGACCUGAUGAUCCUUCAUAUUUCUGAGGCAUGGCUUGAUGAGCGGAUGCAGAUGAAGCUUGCAGAAGCUCGUUCUGAUCUCACUGAAAAGAACAUGAUAGUGGAGAAGUUAAGCUCUGAAAUAGAGACCUUCCUUCAAGCAAAGCGAUCUGGUAGUUCUAGGAGCAAUGAUGUCUUCGCUAAAGAUCACGACAGCUACUUGCGUCACCAUUCUCUUGAGUCUGUCCACUUGAAUGAGGCUGUUAGUGCACCAAAUGAUCCAGAAGACGAAGAAGAUACUCUUGGCAACGAUUCUCACUGUUUUGAACUGAACAAGUGUGUCAAGGACAAGCAAACCAAUCAUUGGUCUAGGUCUAAUUUAGAAGAAGAUGGAGAAGAUAAACUGGAAGAAAUGAAGUCUUGCCCUACAAAGAAGAAGCCAGGCUCCCGUGAAAGGAUCAAGGGCCAUAAUCCCUCCAACUUGCAAGUGCAGUUUGAACAACAAAUUGCAAGGGCAAUGUCAUGUAAUGGAAAGACCCAGGUUAUGGAUAAGGAGCAGGGGAAGGUGGGAGAAGAUGUAAACCCAGUUGAAAUAAGCAUUUCUCAGAAGUCCGAGAACUAUGCAGUUACACAAGAGGGCAGCCAUGAAAGAAAGAGUAAACGGGAUGGGAACCAUGGAUCAAACUCAAACCACGUGAUUGAUGACUUAAUUAGAAGCGAGUCUUUUGAGGAAGGUAGUAAGGUUCAUCCUGAAAAUUGCAAGGAAGAAUUAUGCAGUCGCACGUCAUGGAGGGGUCAUGCCAGCCCAGUACGACAAUGGGUGUCAAGAUUCACUUCCCCAGACCUCGACAUAUCUGAAUCUUCAUCAAAAUGGACACGGGGCUCAAAGGAAAAUACUUUGAAAGCAAAACUACUCGAAGCAAGGUUAGAGGGGCAGCGUUCUCGCCUAAGAUCUUCCAAAGGUUCUUCGUAGGUUGAUGGCAACAAUGAUUUCAGCUGACAAACAAUCCUGAUCAAGAAUCUGUGGGUUUUUGUGCACAUCAUCCGAGGUACUUCUCUCUAAAUUAGAAUGUUGCGAUGUGUUUCCAUUGUAUGCCAUAUACUUUUUCCCCACUUCUGUAAUUUUGGGAAUUACCUCUGUAUAUGAAAAUUGUAUUGUUAUUACAUGGUUACAUAGGGAUCAUAAAAGAUUUUAAGUUGACGGGAUUCUAAUAA